Molecule: messenger RNA, 1335 nt
Organism: Vitis vinifera (wine grape)
Lineage: Eukaryota; Viridiplantae; Streptophyta; Magnoliopsida; Vitales; Vitaceae
Product: TMV resistance protein N
Exons: 2
Coding region: 284-1066 (260 amino acids)
Biological process (GO): signal transduction
Source: RefSeq, a predicted model, not a curated record
UCCCAAUAGACGCGGUUUCCUUACCCUUUUCGGCGUGGGUUUCCUACUGUUUCCACUGCCAGGGUCUCAGCGUUUUGAAUGAAUCCAACUCUUUCCCUGAUGCUUCCAUAAAGAUGGUAUAGAAGUUGAAUUCUUCUCUUUCCCGUAUCACUAACUCGGAGACGCCGACUUCUUCACGGUUUUUUUUAUUUAUAAUUCCGUCGUUGGAAUUAUCAAAUGAUGAACUGAACCCCAUUUUCUUCGCAGCUUGACCUGCCAAGAUUCGUCUCUAAUCGGGUGAUCGAUGUCUGCGGCAUCUUCUUCUUGUCAAGGGAGUCACGAUGUUUUCUUGAAUUUUAGGGGAAAAGACACCCGCAACGGCUUCACUGCUCACCUCUACGAAGCCCUAUGCAAUAAAAAAAUCCGGACUUUCAUGGAUGCCGACAAGAUUGUCAAAGGCGAGGAAAUAUCGGCAUCACUUGUUACAGCAAUGGACAAGUCCAUGUUUUGCAUUGUUGUUUUGUCCAAAAACUAUGCUUCUUCCACGUGGUGUUUGGACGAGCUUGUUCAGAUCCUCAAGUGCAAAAAUGCCAAGAAACGAACAGUUUUGCCCAUCUUCUACAACGUAAAUCCUUCUGAUGUACGAGAACAGAAAGGGAGUUUUGCAAAAGCCUUCGCUAAACUGGAAGAGAAGUUCAAGGAGGAGAUGGAGAGGGUGAAGAUGUGGAAGCAGGCUCUCACUGAAGUUGCUAAUGUAUCUGGCUGGGAUGCCAGGGACAGGCAUGAGCCCACGCUUAUCAAGGAAAUUGUCCAAUACAUUUCUGAUGGAUUGAUUAAUAAAUCUUCAAAAGACGUUGAGGCCAUGCAAGGGCAGGCAAAGGAGCGAAUUUCGGUGCUCAAUAUUCCUACUUCACCGAGUAUUGUGGAAAGGGGUGAAUUCCCACUUAGGAGCAAAAUGAAAAUCAAUCGAGUAAAAGAAAUAGAUGCCAAGGCCAUGGAAGUAUAUUCCCACUUAGAGAUAAGUGAACCUGAUGUUACCAUUUCGCCUACUAUUUGGGGAAAGAAGAGAAAGAGGGAAAUUAAGUAAGUAAAAGAAACAUAAAUCAAGUAUUCAAGAUAUGCGGAAGCGAUAGUAGCAGAUCACUCAAGGGGAACUGGGCAAGUGAGCCUGAUAUUCCCACUUCAAUAAAACAACUUUAAUCUGUGCUAGUACUUGUUUUAUUAUUAUUAUUUUAAUUUUUUUCAAUAUUUUUAUGAUUUUUUUUUAAUUUUUAUUAUAUUGAUUUUUUAGAAUUUUUAUAUUUUUUUAUUCAAUACUUUUCAAUAUUUAUGUAAAUUCAACAACCUUUUUUUAUA